AUGAUUACUGGAACUUCACAAGCUGAUGUUGCUAUUCUUAUUGUUGCUGCUGGUACUGGUGAAUUCGAAGCUGGUAUUUCAAAGAACGGACAAACCAGAGAACACAUUCUUCUUUCAUACACUCUUGGAGUUAAACAAAUGAUUGUUGGUGUCAACAAGAUGGAUGCCAUCCAAUACAAACAAGA
This is a messenger RNA of Entamoeba nuttalli P19, 185 nucleotides long. Its product is annotated as elongation factor 1-alpha 1, putative. The record is from RefSeq and is a predicted model, not a curated record. The annotation marks the transcript as partial. NCBI's taxonomy places the organism in Eukaryota, Evosea, Mastigamoebida, Endamoebidae. Gene Ontology annotation, molecular function: translation elongation factor activity; GTP binding; GTPase activity. Gene Ontology annotation, biological process: translational elongation; translation. The transcript has a single exon.